AUGGGCGGUCUCGACGCACGGCAUCUCAUCACCAACAUCCGCCCGACGGAGUACCAUCCCGUCUCGAUGACUUCCAUCUCCACGCCUCAUCGCGGCUCGCCCUUCAUGGACUGGUGCAACGCCAAUGUGGGCGUGGGCAACGAGAUCAUCGAGGAGGCCGUCAGAGAGGCCAAAGGCAAAAAGGCCGUGCCGGAGGAGGUGGAGAAGGAACUCGUCAAGGUGCCGUACACACUCAAAAGCCCCCUGUUCUACAUGCUCUCCGUGCUCGAUCAGCCGGCGUACGCCAUGCUCUCUACCAAGUACAUGGCUGCCGUCUUCAACCCCUCGACGCCGGACGUCGAGGGCGUCAAGUACUACUCCGUCGCUGCUCGCACGCGCAGACUGGCAGUCUGGCAUCCUCUGUGGCUGCCCAAGCUCAUCCUCGACGCGGCCGCCGAGAGCCGCAGUGCGGGCGGCGAGGCGGACGGCUCGGGCGAUGCGCUGGGCGGCGAACUGCAGGGCAACGACGGCCUCGUCAGCGUGCAGUCGGCAAAGUGGGGCACGUUUCUCGGCGUCGUCGAGGGCUGCGAUCAUUGGGACCUGCGAGGC
Tilletiopsis washingtonensis is the source of this 588-nucleotide messenger RNA. Its product is annotated as alpha/beta-hydrolase. The transcript has 2 exons. Lineage: Eukaryota; Fungi; Basidiomycota; Exobasidiomycetes; Entylomatales. Gene Ontology annotation, molecular function: triacylglycerol lipase activity. The record is from RefSeq and is a predicted model, not a curated record. The annotation marks the transcript as partial.